UCCCACAACGCGUUGCGGGCGGCGUCCUUGGCAACGGCCGCGAAAUGGAGUGUGAGAGGUGGUGAAGUGACCGAGCGGGGAAUUAAAGCCGACGCUCCUGGUGAUAACCUGCACUCGGGCUCUGGGAGCUGUCGCUCGCCAAAUGACGGUUAGUUUGAUCUGGAGGACGGACAGCCUGGGUCUCCUCGGCACGCCUCCGAACGAGCGAGAACCUCCACCGAGGUCGCUCUGAAGCGAAAUGGCGGACAGACGGAUGGCGGCUGCGGGUCGGGCUAGAUGUCAGGCGGUUCCGCCCAUUCCCAGUGCAGUCAACCGAAGCCUUCACAGCCGCAUUCGGGCAUUUAUAGAGGCCGAGACUGGCGAGCUGGGCUGCACGGAGCGGGGAAUCACUGGGCAGCGGUACAUCAUCUACAAGAAUGCAUUUGACAAGAUCAUUGAAAAUACCACAGCAUAUAAAAAUAUUCUCUCAGCCAUCAAACGGGAGUACGACGAAAGCAUCAAUGUUUUACUCAAAGGGCAAAGAGAUUCUUUAUUUCUACAGAGAAAGUUGAAAUCAAUGGCUUCUGAGUCGGCGACUCUCGUGGCUUACAAGAACAGAGCUAUGCAGCUUCAAAAAAAAAUUGAAAUCAUUAAAAAAAAUACAGCUGGAUUAGAAACUCGUCUGCAAAUAGCAAAAGAUUCAAGAAAUGUGAAAGAUGAGUUAACAGAGGAGACCCUGCUGCCAGAAAAAGAAAUCUCCCAUUUUAAACUCAUUCCAGGUCUGACAUUGGAGGAAUCAGUAAAUGUGGAGGAUCUAUGCAAGCACCUGCGAAAACUGGAAAGGAAACUCAAGGACUUGAAAGUGAGCAAAGAAACAAAAUAUGUACCAGUCCAGAUCAAAACUAAACUAAGCCAAGAAAUUAAUCAAACAAUGCAACAAUGGGAAGAGCUGGUCAUGGCAAAUGAGCCAUUAAAACUCAGGUACAUAAAACUGAAGAUAAUAGCAGAUGCAGUUGCUGCUUGGGGGUAUUCGGAUAAAAGUGUUUCUCUCACUGAAUUCAUUUGGCCAAAUAUGACAGAAGCAAGAUCUCUAAAAGAAGUUGAUAGUCCUUGGCCUGGGGUAUUUGAUGACAAUGAUCCUAGCAAUAUUGAUGAAGCUGCAUACUUGUUGGAGUAUGUUGAGAGAUUUACUAAACUCUUUGAGGAAAAACAAUAUCAGAGAGCUGCAAUAUAUGUAGCGAAUUGCCCCAGAGGCAUCCUUCAUAAUAUGGAGAUCAUGGAAAAGUUCAAGGCUGUCACAGAAUAUGAAGGAUAUGUUUCUCCUCUCCUGCAUUUCUUUGAAGCUGUGAUGAAUUCCUUUUCUGCUGUCAGACAUCCACCUAAUGCAAAAAUGUCGAUAGAAGGAGUUCAAUGUGCAUUGACGCACGACCGACUGGAUCUGGUCAUACGUUGGGUCAUACAACAGAGAUUGACUUGUUCUGAAGCUCUGGGAGACGUGAUUUACGAUUAUGGAGAUACUGAGCUGCAAAGCAUAGACACAUGUAUGGCUUUGGCUCAGAUCAUCUAUAGUAAAUCCGAUGUGCAUAAGAAAGCUGUUCUAUGUAUGUGCAGGCUUGGGGAGAUUUCUGGGGCGAUGGCAUAUAUCCAUGGGUCCAAAAAGUUCAGCUUGGAUGAUUAUUUGUUCUUGUUGAACAACUGUCGAAAUACUGAGCUACUUCAGAGCCUGACCCGCGAAUGGAAUGGAAAUCCAGCAGCUCUCUCAAUAGGACUAGCAGUAUUGUGGCUCAUCUCAAAUGAUCUCAAGGAAGUUGGAUUCCAUCUUUUGAAGGAGAUAUAUGAUUGCGGUCAAGGUGCUUUGGAACAGGCAAUCCUUAAUGAUGCUGUCUCUACACUGGAAGAUUGGAAGGAAAUUGCAGAAGCAUGCAACACUCAUAACUACAACAAAUUGGCAAACAGCAUUUUUACUGUGCUCACAUCUCAAGGAGGAGGAACAGUCAUAACAAUUACAGCAGAUGAUGACAAAGAUGGUGCAAAGUUGACAGAACAUGUUUUAUUGUAGUUCAGUCUUUCACUGUGCAUCUACAGAGUUUGUACGUACAUUCUAUAAAAUUCAAAAUGAAAGAUGGAAAGUUUACUAAAAUGGUAAAAAUUAUUGUUAAAUUCAGAAAUUUAAGUCGCAUCACAUUCUCAGAAAAUGUGUAUUUUUUCUAGUGGGUUCCUUCUGAAAUGUGAUCACUCUUCUAUAUUGCAGUCAAUUUGUUCACAGCAGCAACCAAUAAAUAAUAAGGUCCCAAAUGUGCUCCCUUGACAUUUGGUUCCUUUGAUGCCAAUGUCAACAUAACACCUGAUUAGCAAUAGUGACCAAAGACAAAUAUGUACAUGAAUUUCUUAUUCUAAAAUUAGGAACCCCCAACAAUACACAAUUUCCUCAGGACUACAUUGUAGGCAGAUUAUAUGCUCAACUGAACUCCUCUGUUUCAGAAUCAAGAGUGGUAUUAACUGAGCUAACAAAAUAUUAUUUAAUUUUUUCAACUGCCCUUUGUGGAACUGUGCAUCAGAUGCCAAUGCCUCUUAUGCUGAGAUGUGCAAAAUGGAUCGCACAUAGAUUACAGUCAUGAAUAUUGCAAAAUUUAUUGCAAAGGAGGCCAUUAUAUCCACAAUGAUCAAAAGAAGAAACAAUUUAAGCUGAUACCGCUUUCCAGCUUUAGGUCCUUAGCCGUGCAAUUUACAAC
Messenger RNA from Pristis pectinata (smalltooth sawfish), 2711 nucleotides. Its product is annotated as clathrin heavy chain linker domain-containing protein 1-like. The coding region runs from base 239 to 2038 and encodes 599 amino acids. The transcript has 11 exons. The record is from RefSeq and is a predicted model, not a curated record. NCBI's taxonomy places the organism in Eukaryota, Metazoa, Chordata, Chondrichthyes, Rhinopristiformes, Pristidae.